CUCAAUUUUGCCACAUCACUGAUCCCGCAUCAUGUAUAUAUUGGGUUGAACAAACGUGCAGAGAAUCUAUAGUGCAGAAUAUGAUGCGCAUGUCAUAGGCAAACAAGACUAAAAAUAGUUACAACAAAAUGGAAUUGCUCAUUAAGAUUCUCUCUGCGCUAAUAAUAUUGUUCUCCGGAGGACCCAUACUUGAAGUUAGGCCCGUGGCAGUGACGGCUCUCCCACUCCGCACGGAUUCUCGAUGGAUCGUGGGCCAAGAUGGCCGAAGGGUAAAGCUGGCCUGUGUGAAUUGGGUUUCCCACGUGGAAGCUGUGGUGGCAGAAGGGCUCAGCAAAAAGCCCGUCGAUGACAUUUCCAAGGGAAUAAAGUCCAUGGGCUUCAACUGUGUCAGGCUCACUUGGCCCAUAGUUUUGGUGACAAACGACUCUCUGGCUUCUCUCACCGUUAGACGCUCCUUUCAGAACCUCGGCCUCCUUGAAUCCAUCGCCGGUGUCCAAACCAACAACCCUUCCAUCAUUGACCUUCCGCUCAUCCAAGCUUUUCAGGCAGUGGUGAAAAGUCUUGGAGAUAACGAUGUGAUGGUGAUAUUGGACAACCACGUAACGCAACCAGGGUGGUGUUGCAGUAAUUCUGACGGGAAUGGGUUUUUCGGUGACAAAUUUUUUGACCCAAAUUUGUGGUUAUCGGGUCUGACCAAGAUGGCCACACUUUUCAAUGGGGUCAGUAAUGUGGUGGGUAUGAGCUUGAGGAACGAGCUGCGAGGACCCAAACAGAAUGUGGACGAUUGGUACAAGUAA
This is a messenger RNA of Vigna umbellata (rice bean), 797 nucleotides long. Lineage: Eukaryota; Viridiplantae; Streptophyta; Magnoliopsida; Fabales; Fabaceae. The record is from RefSeq and is a predicted model, not a curated record.